AUGGGCGCGAUCGCGGACAAGGACUACGGCAAGAAGGACGUCAUCUACGAAGACUUCACGCUGACGCCGUCGGGGUUGCAGUACAAGGACAUGAAGCCCGGCGCGGCGGACGGCGCGGUCGUGAAGAAGGGUGCGAACCAGACCGUGGUGAUCGACUGGGACGGGUACACGAUCGGGUACUACGGCCGUCCGUUCGAGGCGAGGAAUAAGAGCAAAGGCGGCGCGUUCACCGGCGAAGAGAAGGAUUUCGUUCGGUUCAAACCGGGCGACCCCUCGGUCAUCGCCGCGUUCAACGAGGCGAUCGUGGGCAUGACCGUGGGCUCGAUACGGCGGAUCGUCGUCCCGCCGAACACGCCGACGCGCGCGCUGGGGUAUCCGGACGGGAAGGCGUGGAGGUCGAUGAAGCCGCAGCCGUCGUCGUUUUCGGGCGAGAGAGCGUUGGGGUUCGUGCUGGAGAACCAAGGGAUGAUCGACAAGACGCUGCUGUUCGACAUCGAGCUGAUCAAGAUCAUAGAGUGA
Messenger RNA from Micromonas pusilla CCMP1545, 519 nucleotides. RefSeq lists its product as uncharacterized. Bases 1 to 519 code for a protein of 172 amino acids. Gene Ontology annotation, cellular component: thylakoid; chloroplast. The transcript has a single exon. NCBI's taxonomy places the organism in Eukaryota, Viridiplantae, Chlorophyta, Mamiellophyceae, Mamiellales, Mamiellaceae. The record is from RefSeq and is a predicted model, not a curated record. Gene Ontology annotation, molecular function: peptidyl-prolyl cis-trans isomerase activity.